AUGGAGUUCCCCCUGGCCCAGAUAUGCCCUCAAGGGAGUCAAGAAGCCCCCACCAUAACCUUCAGCACCUUCCGGCCCAUAGACUUGAACCGCACGAGCUGCCAGGGCCUGGGCUUGCUGCCGGGUCCCAGACUCCAGGCCCUGAAGGCCCAGGAAGCCCAGCCCAGCCCCAGGGCCUCCGCUGUGCACCCUGCGGCACCUCCCCAGGCCCCAGGGGCUGCCUGCAGCCCAAAGGAUAUCGGGAAGGAAGAGGUACCCAGGGAAGGAGGCAUGUCCCUGCAGGCUGAGACUCAGGCUUGGUUCCAGAAGACCCAGGCCCAUGAGCUCCUGCAGCAUGGGGCAGCCCCUGCUUGGUUCCAUGGCUUCAUCACCCGGAGAGAGGCUGAGAGGCUGCUAGAGAGCAAGCCUCAGGGAUGCUACUUGGUGCGUUUCAGCGAGAGCGCCGUGACCUUUGUGCUGACUUACAGGAGCCGGACUUGCUGCCGCCACUUCCUGCUGGCCCAACUCCGGGAUGGGCGCCACGUGGUGCUGGGCGAGGACAGCGCCCACGAGCGGCUGCAGGACCUGCUGCGGCACUACGAGGCGUGCCCGCUGAGCCCCUACGGGGAGACGCUCACCGAGCCCCUCGCCCGCCAGACUCCUGAGCCCGCAGGACUGUCCGUAAGGACUGAAGAAUCAGACUCUGGAAGCAAAAGCCAGGACUCACAACCUCGGUAUACCUCAAUCCUCAAAAAGGAGCAAAGCGCAGCCCCCAUGCAGAAAGACGGGGCGGGGGGGCCAAAGCAGACGUCCCAGCUGCCCAAGCCCAAGCCUCCCAUCCCCGCCAAACCUCAGCUGCCUCCCGAAGUCUACACAAGCCCUGCUCCGAGACCCUGCCCAACCCCGCCCCCAAAGCCCUCCAACCCCGUCUACCACGAACCUGAUGAACCCAUAGACUUCUAUGCCAUGGGCCGUGGCAGCCCCGGGGAAGCCCCCAGCAACAUUUAUGCCGAGGUGGAGGUGAAGGUGCCUGAUUCAGGGUGUGAGGGCCCGCCGUGCAUCCUCAGGCACGAAGUCCUACGGAAGUGCCAGUCCAGGCCUGUCCCAGGAAGCCAGAAUCCAGGUGGCCAACAACUGCAUUCUGAGAACUCUGUGGCUGAACAAGGCCCUCCUGUGCCCCACAAGCCCCUACCCCGCUGCGGGCACACCCUCCCCCACAACCUUUCUAGACAGGUGCUUCAUAACAGAGGUCAGGCGUGGCUCCCCCUGGGGCCUCCUCAGUAG
This is a messenger RNA of Mesoplodon densirostris (Blainville's beaked whale), 1263 nucleotides long. RefSeq names its product SH2 domain containing 2A (gene SH2D2A). Gene Ontology annotation, cellular component: cytoplasm. The coding region runs from base 1 to 1263 and encodes 420 amino acids. The record is from RefSeq and is a predicted model, not a curated record. NCBI's taxonomy places the organism in Eukaryota, Metazoa, Chordata, Mammalia, Artiodactyla, Ziphiidae. The transcript is spliced from 8 exons.